Alligator mississippiensis (American alligator) is the source of this 3037-nucleotide messenger RNA. It is a transcript of the gene GOT2, whose product is annotated as glutamic-oxaloacetic transaminase 2. The record is from RefSeq and is a predicted model, not a curated record. The transcript is spliced from 10 exons. NCBI's taxonomy places the organism in Eukaryota, Metazoa, Chordata, Crocodylia, Alligatoridae. Gene Ontology annotation, biological process: biosynthetic process; L-aspartate catabolic process. Bases 52 to 1338 code for a protein of 428 amino acids. Gene Ontology annotation, molecular function: L-aspartate:2-oxoglutarate transaminase activity; pyridoxal phosphate binding. Gene Ontology annotation, cellular component: mitochondrion.
CAGUGUGCGCUGCAGCCUCGUGUGCGCCUGCGUGUCCCAGAUCCGCGCGCCAUGGCCCUGCUGCAACCUUCCCGGCUCCUGGGCACCGCGACCUCGCGCCGCGCCUGCCUCGGCCCUGCCGUCGCCAGAGCCAGCUCCUGGUGGUCUCAUGUGGAGAUGGGACCCCCUGAUCCUAUUUUGGGAGUGACAGAAGCUUUCAAGCGUGACACCAAUGCUAAGAAGAUGAACCUGGGUGUUGGGGCCUACCGGGAUGAUAAUGGGAAGCCCUACGUCUUGAACUGCGUCCGCAAGGCAGAGGCCCAGAUCGCUGCUAAGAAGAUGGACAAAGAAUACUUGCCGAUUGCAGGGUUGGCAGAGUUCAAUAAAGCAUCAGCAGAGCUGGCACUGGGUGAAACCAGUGAGGUUAUCAAGAAUGGCCGGUAUGUCACUGUGCAGAGUAUUUCUGGGACUGGGUCUCUGAGAAUUGGAGCCAAUUUCCUGCAACGAUUCUUCAAGUCUAGCCGUGACAUGUACCUGCCUAAACCAUCCUGGGGCAACCACACCCCCAUUUUCAGAGAUGCAGGCUUGCAGCUGCAGGCCUAUCGCUACUAUGAUCCCAAGACCUGCGGCUUUGACUUCUCUGGAGCCUUGGAUGAUAUUUCUAAAAUUCCUGAGAAGAGCAUCAUCCUCUUUCAUGCCUGUGCUCACAACCCCACGGGUGUGGACCCAAGACCAGAGCAAUGGAAAGAGCUGGCCUCUGUGGUAAAGAAAAGGAAUCUCUUUGUGUUCUUCGACAUGGCAUACCAGGGCUUCGCCAGUGGGGACAUCAACAGGGACGCCUGGGCUGUGCGUCACUUCAUUGAGCAAGGCAUUAACAUUGUGCUGUCCCAGUCCUAUGCCAAGAACAUGGGCCUAUAUGGGGAACGUGUGGGUGCUUUCACCGUCAUCUGCAGUGAUGCAGAGGAAGCCAAGAGGGUGGAGUCCCAGCUGAAGAUCCUGAUCCGUCCCAUGUACUCGAACCCACCCAUCAAUGGAGCCCGGAUUGCCUCCACCAUCCUGAACAGCCCUGACCUGCGGCAAGAAUGGCUGGGAGAGGUGAAGGGGAUGGCUGACCGGAUCAUUGGCAUGCGCACCCAGCUGGUGUCCAACCUCAAGAAAGAGGGCUCCUCCUACAACUGGCAGCACAUCACUGACCAGAUUGGCAUGUUCUGCUUCACAGGGCUGAAACCCGAGCAGGUAGAGCGACUGACUAAGGAGUUCUCCAUCUACAUGACUAAAGACGGCCGCAUCUCCGUGGCAGGGGUCACAUCGGGCAAUGUGGGUUACUUGGCUCAUGCUAUCUACCAAGUCACCAAGUAAAUGCAGCAGAGCAGCUGGCCUGCCCCUCAGCAGUCCCUGGCCUCUGAUUCCAGAGGAUGGAGAAAGUGAAGGGCGUUUAGGGGGGGCAAGCAGAUGGCUUUCAACCACAGCACUUAACUCAGUCAUUGAAUGUAUCUUGUAGACAAGGCAGUGGCUAGAGGCUUUGCCACGGGUAACCAAAGCCACUUGCACUCCUCAGGCUGGCUUCCUCUCUUCCCUUCAAAAGCAUCCUAUUGUGAAUUGCCUCCUGACCCUACGUGGAAGUUUUUCAGACUUGAAGUCAGCAUCCUGGCAGGAUUUCUUCAAACAUUUACAUCAUUAGUGUUUGAGUAGCACAAGCACUGAGUGCUCACUCCCUCACCUGAGAGUGUUUUUUAAAACAGUUACUCGCUUAAAACGAGCUAGAGCAGGAGUCAGGCCCCUUCCUCCCCAACUCUGCUCUUUGUGCUGACACAAGUCUAUACAGUUGUAGUUUUGUGGGGGUUUUUCUGAUCAGCUCCUCAGGACAUUCUGGUGUCUAAAUCUGAUGGUACCGCUUCUCCAUUCUUGUUUGCUUCAUUGCUGCCCUUCCUACCACUUUCCGCAAAUGUCCCUGAAAUUGAGGUUCUGCUCUGAAAAGGGCUGGUCACUAGAGAAAUCUUUGAUCAAUGAAUGUAGAACCCUCGUGAUCUCUCUCUCUCGCUCAAAUUUGAAGCCAGACUUGCUUGUUUAAUCCUGAGACAUGACAACUAAUACUGUUGAACUCUGUCUUCCUAGUGUUUAUCUGAAGCUGAGUGUUAAUGGUUGAGCCCCUCUCCUUUCUCUGUCAAGAUACUGUAACUUGAAGAUCCCUUUUCAGUGAAACAUUACAGUAUGUGCAAUUUUUUAUAAUUGAGUUCUGGUUCUAUCGUCCCUCAUUACACAGGUAAAGACAGCAGUGUCAGCUGUGUGUCCAGACAUCCCAGAAACUGUUUUGAUCUUGUGACUGCCUGUGCCUGUGGAUUUGAGCCACAGCUGCCUGUCUAAAAUUCUCACCCACUAAACAAGUAACUGGACCUGUUUGAAAGGAGAGAGCUUUAAGGCCCAGCAGUUCCUUAUGACUGGGAACUGUUUCCAUUGAGGGGGAGCAGGGGCAGGAUGGAGAUCUUCACUGCAGAAGGCAAAGUGAUAAGCAUGUGCCUGAUGCUGCUGCCUCUUCAUAAGUAUUCUCUUCUCCUUCCCUCAAGUCAAAGGGACUUUUGCUGCCACCUUUUCCUUUUUUUGCCUCUUACACAGCAUUUUAAUCGCAGGCAGUUUUGGAUUCUGAAAUUCCUGUUGCUAGCAAACUUCCCUGAAGAUCUACUAGCCUGUCUGCCCUCAACUGCCACCAUGAUCUGGAGAAAAGCAGUAACAGCUCAUGAGGUAAAGACUGAUUUCCUGUUUCUCAGGUUAGGAGAAAUUGAUUGCACUUUAAUUGCAGACUUCAUGCAUAUGGCAUGGCCUUUUCCUUCUGCCCUGGAACUCCUGAAGCUGCCCACCCAAAGCCCCUGAUUGUGCAAUAAUAGCUGUUGGUGCUAGUCUGUCAUGUGGUUGGGGAUUGCUGUUUUUUGUGCUGUGGUUUGAAGCUUCUGUCUCCAGACUCUGACCUUCACCCGUUAUGGAGAGCCCUCUGCUGUUGUGUAAUUGUUUAGGCCUUUAUGCAGCCUGUCCUCUGUUACAAUAAAUCUAGAAAUGGAGCGCA